CAGCGUCAAUCCCGUCCUUUUUCUUCUUCUUCUUGGGCCUCCUGCGCGAUAUUGGUGGCGUAAACAAAUUAGCAAUAGCGUCAAGAUUUUUCUUCUCCAUUGCAGUCAAAAAGGAGGACCUUCAGCAAGGACAAACAGAAGCAACCUGCCCUAGCUGCAGUCUUGUCGUGAAAAUUGUUUAUGAUAAGGACAUGUUCAAGCUAGAAUCAGAUGAGAACACGGUAGUGAAGAAUAAACCAGUGAAAGUUGCUGAGUAAAUCCACCACCAUGGGCAGCCGAGGCCGCGGUCAGGGACUGAGUGUCAGGACUGAUAAGUUUAGCAAGCUGACAGAUGAGUUGGCUAUUAAUCAUCCUCCACAAGAUUUCCCACCACGCCAACCAACUAUUCCUCCUGAAAAAAUCACAGUCACUGUGAGGAACAUGCUGGACGUCGGUCUUUCCAUGAAAGAAGGUAUUAGAUGCCGGAUGGAGUCUGGCAAGUUUACCGCGUAUUUGUCAUAUCCUUCAGAGCUUGACACUGUAAAGAAGAAGAAAUCGCGCAGAAAAGGUGGUGCGAAAGACGUCACCAAACGUCUUGAUGAACUGAACCAAUUAGAAGACCAAAAUGCUGAUGACAGUGACCCUGAAGGGGGUGGAGGCUCAAAGGCCAGUUCAGAUGAAGAAGAGGCAAAAGACUCAGACAACUCCCAGGCCUCUGACAGUGACGAGGAAAUGGAUGAGGGCAACGACUACAACCAAAUGCAUGAUGUCGAUGAUGACGACGACAUGGGGGCGCCUUCUGAUGAUGAUGAUGGCGAGGGAAUCGAAUAAGAUUUUUACAAUAAAUGAAGUCUAAUACUUAG
Messenger RNA from Cloeon dipterum, 842 nucleotides. RefSeq lists its product as uncharacterized. The transcript is spliced from 5 exons. NCBI's taxonomy places the organism in Eukaryota, Metazoa, Arthropoda, Insecta, Ephemeroptera, Baetidae. The record is from RefSeq and is a predicted model, not a curated record. Bases 268 to 810 code for a protein of 180 amino acids.